AUGACCAAGCCUGUUGAAGUCUCUGCCGUUUUCGAUACCAUCUUGGUGCUCGACUUUGGUUCCCAGUACUCGCAUCUCAUCACGCGUCGUCUUCGUGAAUUCAACGUCUACGCUGAGAUGCUUCCUUGCACUCAGAAGAUUUCUGAGCUGACCUGGAAGCCCAAGGGUAUCAUCCUUUCUGGUGGCCCCUACUCUGUGUACGACAAGGAUGCUCCUCACGUUGACCAGGAGAUUUUCAACCUCAAUGUCCCUAUUCUCGGCAUUUGCUACGGCAUGCAAGAGCUUGCCUGGAUCAAUGGCAAGGGUGUUCAUGCUUCUGAGCACCGUGAAUACGGCCAUGCCACUAUCCACGUUGAGGAUUCCUCUUCUCCUCUUUUUGCCGACAUUGACAAUUUUGAGGUCUGGAUGUCUCACGGUGACAAGCUCUCUGCUCUGCCCACUGGCUACAAGGUCAUUGCUACCACCACCAACUCUCCCUUUGCUGCUGUUGCCCACGAGAAGGACCAGAUUUACGGCAUUCAAUUCCACCCUGAAGUUACACACACCUCCAAGGGUACCCAACUGCUGAAAAACUUUGCUGUUGGCAUUUGCAAGGCCGAACAGAAGUGGUCCAUGGAGAACUUCAUUGGUACCGAGAUUGAGCGUAUCAAGGCUCUUGUUGGACCCACUGCUGAGGUGAUUGGCGCUGUUUCUGGUGGUGUUGACUCCACUGUUGCUUCUGCUAUUAUGAAGCAAGCUAUUGGUGACAGAUACCAUGCCAUUUACGUUGACAAUGGUUUGAUGAGAUUAUACGAGACCGAGGGUGUCAAGAAGACCUUGGACGCUGGCCUGGGCAUCAACUUGACUGUUGUUGAUGCUGGCAAGCUUUUCCUUUCUAAGCUCAAGGGUGUCACUGACCCAGAGAAGAAGCGCAAGAUCAUUGGCAAUACCUUUAUUGAAGUUUUCGAAGAUGAGGCUGCCAAGAUCACCCCCAAGAGUGGUGAUGAGAUUGAGUUCCUUUUGCAGGGUACUCUUUACCCUGAUGUUAUUGAGUCCAUCUCUUUCAAGGGUCCUUCUCAGACUAUCAAGACUCACCACAAUGUCGGUGGAUUAUUGGAGAACAUGAAGCUCAAGCUUAUUGAGCCUCUCCGUGAGCUGUUUAAGGAUGAAGUCCGUCGUCUUGGUGAGAUUUUGGGAGUCCCCCACGACCUUGUCUGGCGCCACCCCUUCCCUGGCCCCGGUCUUGCCAUUCGUGUUUUGGGUGAGAUUACUGAGUCUCAACUUGACAUUGCCCGCAAAGCCGACCACAUUUUCAUUGAGGAGAUUCGUAAGGCUGGCAUUUACGAGGAGAUUUCUCAGGCUUUUGCUUGUCUGCUCCCUGUCCGCUCUGUUGGUGUUAUGGGUGACAAGAGAACUUACGAGCAAGUCAUUGCUCUUAGAGCCAUUGAGACAACUGACUUUAUGACUGCUGACUGGUACGUUUUUGACGCCAAGUUCCUUAAGAACGUUUCUAAGAGAAUUGUCAACGAGGUCCAGGGUGUUGCUCGUGUCACUUAUGACAUCACCUCCAAGCCUCCUGCCACUGUUGAAUGGGAGUAA
This is a messenger RNA of Magnusiomyces paraingens, 1578 nucleotides long. RefSeq lists its product as uncharacterized. The transcript has a single exon. NCBI's taxonomy places the organism in Eukaryota, Fungi, Ascomycota, Dipodascomycetes, Dipodascales, Dipodascaceae. Gene Ontology annotation, biological process: GMP biosynthetic process. The coding region runs from base 1 to 1578 and encodes 525 amino acids. Gene Ontology annotation, cellular component: cytosol. The record is from RefSeq and is a predicted model, not a curated record. Gene Ontology annotation, molecular function: ATP binding; GMP synthase activity; GMP synthase (glutamine-hydrolyzing) activity.